UGACCAAUUCUUAUCCACCUGCACUAAAGUCACCUGGUGGCGUUACGGAGAACGCUGAAUUUUUGUAAAGUGUUUUCCCGCCCACAUGCUGUCAUUUUACUUUGUUUAUAUAGGUGGAUCUAGGUUCAUUUUAAUGCCAGACGGAUGUUGGAGUCAGCUAACGUUUAAAGUUUGCUCUGUGGUUUUCCUGAAGGCUUUUUACUAACUGAAAGUCACCACUUCCUGGACAGUUUCCCAGCAGAACCAGUGGAUUAAGCCGUUAUAACUAUGGCUCAGGAGGAAAGUAAACGGCUGGUCGUAGUGGUUCCUAAUGAGACGUCCUUCCUGUCCCGACGUGUGUUUACAAGUGAGGAUGAAGCAUGGAGAGCAUACCUGGAGAACCCUCUCACUGCAGCAACCAAAGCCAUGAUGAGCAUCAAUGGAGACGAGGACAGUGUGGCAGCUCUCGGGCUGCUAUACGAAUACUACAAGGUUCCAAAAGAGAAAAGGCUCCUGUCUGUAGCAAAAUUUCCAGAGGAUGAAAAAAGAAUAUGCCAUGGUGGUGUGGACUCCAUUAAUGAGCGUGAUCAGGGCACCAAAUCUCCCCCAGUCAAUCUCUCGGUCAACACAGACUCUCGUAACACAGAGGUGAAGCGAGACUCGUAUAGCACCUUACCAGCAGAGGGGGGAGUGGUGGCUACCAUAAAGUCAGAGGUGUAUUUAAACCAGAUGCAGGAACGACAGCCAUACCAUCACAUUUCCUACCAACAGUCCAAUCAGGAGGCACAUAGCAGUUAUGGCAAGGAAGAGCAGAGGAACAUGCCAGAUAGCACUUUUGAAGACUCUUACAGUGGCGAGAAUUUGAAAUUCAGAAUUCCCACCACUCUAGGGGCCCAAGACUCUGUCUUUGAGCAGCCUGUAAUGAACACGCUCCAGUACAGUAUAGAAGCGAGCCGCUCAGUUCGCCAGAAGCCUGGCGAGGGUCCAAUGAUCUAUCUGAACAGAGGUCAGUUCUAUGGCAUCACCCUGUGUGAGGCAGGCAUCAACAAAGGCUUGCGCCAUCCUAUUAGCAAAGUGAGGAGUGUUGUGAUGGUGGUGUUUGGAGAGGACAAAUGUCGCGAUGAGCAGUUGAAACACUGGAACUACUGGCACACUCGUCAGCACACCGCCAAACAGAGAGUCCUGGACAUUGCUGAUUACAAAGAGAGCUUCAACACUAUUGGGAACCUGGAGGAAAUCGCCUAUAAUGCUGUCUCUUUCACCUGGGACAUUAAUGAGGAGGCUAAGGUGUUUAUCACGGUGAACUGUUUGAGCACAGAUUUCUCCUCUCAGAAAGGAGUGAAAGGGCUUCCACUAAUGAUUCAGAUUGAUACAUACAGCUACAACAACAGAAGCAACAAACCAAUUCACAGAGCUUACUGCCAAAUCAAGGUCUUCUGUGACAAGGGAGCUGAGCGGAAGAUUCGCGAUGAGGAGAGAAAGCAGAUGAGGAAAAAGACAAAGGGUCAUGUGGCUGGAGGGCAAGGACACAAUGAUCUGACGAGUAAAAGAGGAAGCCUUGGAGCCUUAAUGCAGAAGAGAUCAGACAUCACAUUCUUCAAAUCCAUAACAGACCUGGAUUCUCAGCCAGUGCUGUUCAUCCCUGAUGUUCAUUUCAGUAACAUGCAGAGAUCUGCACAGAUGUUUGGAUAUAGUACUGAAGAAAUGGAGAAUGAUUGUGUGAUGAUGAAGAGGGUUUUUAGACAUUCAGAAGAUGAUCCCUGCCUUCCACCUGCCAAACAGAGCAAAAAUGAUGCACCAAGGCGAGUUCUACUGUAUGUACGGAAGGAAUCUGAUGAGGUUUUUGAUGCAUUAAUGCUCAAGUCUCCAACAGUGAAGAGUUUGAUUGAGGCUAUUUCAGGCAAGUACUCCCUUCCUAUUGAGAAGAUGAGUAAAAUCUUCAAGAAGAAUAAGAAAGGGAUUCUGGUCAACGUGGAUGACAACAUUAUUGAGCACUACUCCAAUGAGGAUGCGUUUGUGCUAAGCAUUGAGCCUCAAGCAGAGUGCUUUCAGGUUACACUCACAGAAAUCUAAUGGCUGCAUGAGUAAAACUUGUAGGUGGACUUCCAAUGGCUUUCUCAGUAACCAGUUACAGGAAAUACAAAGAUGGAUAAAGCAGAAUACCUAACCAGAGAAUAAUGUAGAUUGUCUACAAGUGGGUGGCAGACUGUGAUAAACACCUGUGUACUUUCUUUCUCCUAGCCCUUUUACUCUGUUUAAGCUCUCAUGAAAGCAAAGAAUUAUAUUGCUCCAGUUUAUAUGUAGUAUUGUGUGUUCUGGAAAUAACUAGCCUAACAGGUUCUUUUAAAUAGCUUUCAGUAUUCUGCUUUUUAAUCCAGGCUCAGGAAACAACCCAGCUGGGGGGAAAAAUCACACAUUUUUUGCAGCCUGCUUAGGAAGUCUAGGAAACUGUGUUUUAUUGUCUCUUCUUUACUAUAUAUUGGAAUACAUCUGUAGUGUUAGUUAAUGUCUUUGCACCUUGUACAUAUUUAUGUUUUCAGCUUGUAUGUAUAUUGCUUUAAUUAAUGUAAUAAACAGUAUAAUUUUU
Tachysurus fulvidraco (yellow catfish) is the source of this 2566-nucleotide messenger RNA. It is a transcript of the gene grhl2a, whose product is annotated as grainyhead-like transcription factor 2a. Bases 268 to 2052 code for a protein of 594 amino acids. Lineage: Eukaryota; Metazoa; Chordata; Actinopteri; Siluriformes; Bagridae. Gene Ontology annotation, biological process: regulation of transcription by RNA polymerase II; brain development; neural tube development. The transcript has 16 exons. The record is from RefSeq and is a predicted model, not a curated record. Gene Ontology annotation, cellular component: nucleus. Gene Ontology annotation, molecular function: RNA polymerase II cis-regulatory region sequence-specific DNA binding; DNA-binding transcription activator activity, RNA polymerase II-specific.